Molecule: messenger RNA, 654 nt
Organism: Notodromas monacha
Lineage: Eukaryota; Metazoa; Arthropoda; Ostracoda; Podocopida; Cyprididae
Source: the annotation of a GenBank genome assembly
AUGAUUCGUGAUGCAGCAGCUGCUUACUGUCAAGACAAGCUGAUGCCAAGGGUAUUAGAGCAGUUCCGCCAUGAAAAAACUGAUCCUGCUAUUUUUCGUGAAAUGGGUGAAUUAGGAUUGCUGGGUCCAACCAUUCCUGAACAGUACGGUGGUGCUGGUUUAAAUUAUGUCAGCUAUGGUUUGAUUGCACGUGAAGUCGAGCGAGUCGAUUCAGGUUAUCGUUCAAUGGCCAGUGUACAAAGUUCACUGGUCAUGGUGCCGAUUUAUGAAUUUGGUUCUGAAGAGCAAAAACAGAAGUAUUUACCAAAAUUAGCCACAGGAGAAUAUAUUGGCUGUUUCGGCCUGACUGAACCUGAUCAUGGUUCAGAUCCGGGCAGCAUGAUUACACGUGCCAAAAAAGUCGAUGGUGGCUACCGCUUAACUGGCGCAAAAAUGUGGAUUACCAAUAGUCCGAUAGCAGAUGUAUUCGUGGUCUGGGCCAAGGAAGUAUCCGCUGAGGGGAAAGUCGGUGACAUUCGCGGAUUUAUCUUGGAAAAAGGCUGGGAAGGACUUUCAGCACCUGCGAUUCAUGGCAAGGUUGGCUUACGCGCAUCGAUCACUGGUGAAAUUGUAAUGGAUAACGUGUUUGUACCAGAAGAGAAUGCAUUUCCAGAA